Messenger RNA from Dermatophagoides pteronyssinus (European house dust mite), 4532 nucleotides. RefSeq names its product RNA helicase aquarius. Gene Ontology annotation, cellular component: catalytic step 2 spliceosome. Gene Ontology annotation, molecular function: mRNA binding; helicase activity. Lineage: Eukaryota; Metazoa; Arthropoda; Arachnida; Sarcoptiformes; Pyroglyphidae. Gene Ontology annotation, biological process: mRNA splicing, via spliceosome. The record is from RefSeq and is a predicted model, not a curated record.
GACAUGUGAUUUUUUGCUUUUGUUUUUUUUUUCGAUGAUUCAAAUUUGAUAAAAUUUUCCGAAAUAAAAUUAUCAUCAACCAACAAAAAACAAUGGCAUCUCUUGAUCAAAUUCGCCAAACAUAUUUGGAACAGAUUUUGGCCACAUCUUUUUCAACAUCGAUUGUUGGUAAAUUGGAAAUUGAUAAAUAUCUUGAAAAUCAAUUAUGGCCAAAUUAUAAUGAAUCAAAUUGUGAUUGUAAAGAAUUGAUCAUGUCUAUCGUAGCAAUGGUUAAUCAAAAAUUUCGUGAAGGUGUCGGUUCAUGGCAAACAUUCGAACAAAAACCGAAUCAUUUUCCAUUAUUCUUUCGACAUACAACACGUUUGAUGCUCAAUACCGAAUCAUCAUUAACAUCAAAAGAAAAAUUAACUUUAUUAAUAUUUUUGAUUCGUUGUUUUAACAGUAUCGAAAUCGAAUUGGUAAGAUGUUCCAUACAGAAAUAUAUUUCAAUGCCAAUUUGGUCAUGUUUAUCAUUGGCUCGUCUUGAAUUUGAAUUUAAAAAAGUACCAAAAUUGAAAAAAUUUUGGAAAAAAAUUGAAAAAUCCGAUCAAAAUCUAUCCGAAUCGGAACGUGAACAAGUGAUGUUUGAACGAAAAUUUCUCUAUAAUCUUAUAUAUGAUUUUUAUAAAUGUUUAAAUGAAAUACCAUCUGCGGAAAUGAAACCAAAACUUGGUGGAAAAGAAAUCGAUUUGAUUCGUUAUUGUGAACGAUUUAUUGAAUUUCUUAUCGACAUUGAAUCAUUAUUACCAACAAGAAGAUUUUUCAAUGCUAUUGUUGAUGAUCUACAUGUUAUUACUGUAUCAAGAUUAUCCAUAUUGGCACAAAAACGACCAAACGAAGGUCGGUUAUUUAAUCAAUUAUUGGAUAGGCUAAGAUUUUAUGUAAAAUUCGAAAUCGAUGAUGUUACAGGUGAAGCAUUAACCGAUUCACAAAUAUCAUCAAAACAUUUUGAACAAUUAACAAAUUUACAGAAAAAAAUAUUCAAAUUAUUUUCCGACAUUGAUGAAUAUCGACCAUUAUUUUUGGCAAGUGUUGCAUCGAUUGAUAAUCGAAAUAAAUUAUUAAAAUAUUUUUCAUUAAUCAAUGAAAAUCGUUUGAUAAUGCUUUGUCAUCAUUUGGAAAUUGGUUUAGAUAAUAAUGAACAAAUUGAUAAAAUUUGUAAUUAUUUUCAUAAUCUUAAACGUAAAGAUAUAUUACUUGAAAUAUUAGUUGAUCGUUAUCAACGAUAUGAUUCACAGAUAAAAUCAUUAAACCAGAUGCCAUUAUAUCCAAAUGAACAAAUUAUUUGGGAUGAAAAUUUAGUACCAUCAAAAUAUUAUUCUGGUGAUUAUUGUUUAGCAUUACCAAAAUUAAAUAUACAAUUCCUUACAUUACAUGAUUAUCUGUUAAGAAAUUUUCAUCUAUUUCGUUUGGAAUCAACAUAUGAAAUAAGACAAGAUAUUGAAAAUGCUGUUUCACAUUUAAAACCAUGGAAAACUGAAGACGGUGAUAUUAUGUUUGGUGGUUGGUCACGUAUGGCCAUUCCUAUUGAUUCAUUUCAUAUUACGGAAAUUGGCCAAGCCAAAAUUGGUGAAGAUAAACCAAGCCGCGUACGUGGUGAAAUUAUUGUCAAUUUAAAUGUAAAAAAAUCAAUCAAAAAUGAAUGGGAAUCAUUACGUAAACAUGAUGUUUGUUUUUUAAUCACUGUACGACCAGAAACAAAAUUCGGAACACAAUAUAAUUAUAAUGAACCAUUUAUUCCACAAGUUGGACUUACAUAUGUACGUGGUUGUGAAAUUGAAGGAAUGUUAGAUGUACAAGGAAGAUUAGUGGAUGAAACUGUUGCUAAUGAACGUCCACAAUUUGAUACUGAUUAUCGUACAUAUCGUGUUUUACUUGAUCAAAAUCAAUUUAAAAUUGAUAAUGAAAAUUCAAAUCAAUUUAAUGAUAUUUAUGAUUCAUUUAAUGUAUUGGUACGACGAAAACCGAAAGAAAAUAAUUUUAAAGCUGUAUUGGAAACAAUACGUGAUUUAAUGAAUACAAAAUGUGUUGUACCUGAAUGGCUACAUGAUAUACUGCUUGGUUAUGGUGAUCCAAGCGCAGCACAUUAUUCAAAUCUUUCAACAAAUGAACAACAAUUUAAACGAUUAGAUUUUUUCGAUACAUUUAUUGAUUAUAAUCAUUUAGUUGAAUGUUUUCCUACAUAUCAAAUUCAAAUGGUAAACAAUAAUGUUGAAGAAAAAAUGAUCGAUUCAUCACCACCGAAACCACCGUUUAGACUUUCAAUUGAUGAUGAAUCAAAGAAAAUAUCUGUAAUGCCUUAUAAGAUAUUGAAUCGUGGACCAUAUGUUGAUGAACAACCUAAAUGGAAUCGUAUACGAUUUACAACCAAACAAAUUGAAGCUAUUCGUUCAGGAAUUCAAUAUGGUUUAACAAUGGUUGUUGGACCACCUGGUUCAGGUAAAACUGAUCUAGCUGUUCAAAUUAUAAACAAUCUUUAUCAUAAUCAUCCUGAUCAACGAACAUUAAUUGUAACACAUUCAAAUCAAGCAUUGAAUGCAAUGUUUGAAAAAAUAAUAUCAUUAGAUAUUGAUGAAAGACAUUUAUUAAGACUUGGUCAUGGUGAAGAAACAUUGGAAACGGAAAAAGAUUUUAGCCGUUAUGGUCGUGUUAAUUAUGUAUUGAAAAAACGUUUAGAAUUAUUGGAUUUGGUUGGUAAAUUGGCACAAUCAUUAAAUCUUGAUGAUGAUGUUGCAUAUACUUGUGAAACGGCACGUUAUUUUUAUCUUUAUCAUGUUUUAUCUAAAUGGGAAGCUUUUCUUUAUGAAAUCAAUCAAAAUCAGAUUGAAAAUCGAACAGCAAAAAUUAUUGAAGAAAAAUUUCCAUUUCAUAAAUUUUUUUCCAAUGUUUCCAAUUUAUUUCAUGGACAAUCAUUUGAUGAAGAUUUAGAAAUUGCAAAAGGUUGUUUUCGUUUUCUGAAAAAAAUAUUCACACAAUUGGAUGAAUUUCGUGCAUUCGAAAUUAUGCGUUCAGGUAGUGAUCGUGCUAAUUACCUGUUGGUAAGAGAAGCAAAAAUUAUUGCCAUGACAUGUACACAUGCAGCAUUAAAACGUAAAGAAUUAGUUAAUCUUAUGUUUCAAUAUGAUAAUAUUUUAAUGGAAGAAUCGGCACAAAUUCUUGAAAUUGAAACAUUCAUACCAUUAUUAUUACAGAAUCCAAAUCAUGGCCAUAAUCGUUUAAAACGUUGGAUUAUGAUUGGUGAUCAUUUACAAUUACCACCUGUAAUUAAAAAUAUUAGUUUUCAAAAAUUUAGUAAUAUGGAACAAUCAUUGUUUACCAGAUUUGUAAGACUUGGUGUACCGACAAUUUAUCUGGAUUCACAAGGACGUUCACGUCCAUCAAUCUGUAAACUAUAUAGUUGGAAAUAUAAAAAUCUUAAAAAUUUAAAACAUAUUAAUGAAUUACCGGAAUAUCAAUUUCCUAAUCCAGGUUUCCUUUAUGAAUAUCAAUUGAUUAAUGUAGAAGAUUUUAAUAAUGUUGGUGAAUCCGAACCAUUACCACAUUUUUAUCAGAAUUUAGCCGAAGCUGAAUUUGUUGUUGCAACAUUUAUGUAUAUGCGUUUAUUGGGAUAUCCAUCGGAUAAGAUAACAAUAUUGACAACAUAUAAUGGCCAAAAACAUUUAAUACGUGAUGUUGUUGAACAACGUUGUUCAACGAAUCCAUUUAUUGGCAAACCAAAUAAAGUGACUACUGUGGAUAAAUUUCAAGGACAACAAAAUGAUUAUAUUUUAUUAUCAUUGGUACGAACAAAAACUGUUGGCCAUAUUAGAGAUGUACGACGUUUGAUUGUUGCAAUGUCACGUGCACGUCUUGGACUUUAUGUAUUUUGUCGACGAAAUUUAUUCGAAUCAUGUUUAGAACUUGAGCAAACAUUUUCAUUACUAAACAAACAUCCUAAUCGAUUACAAUUGAUACCGAAUGAAUAUUAUACGAAAAGAUUUUCGAUUGAACGAAUAAACAAAAAUCAACAACAACAACAACAAGAAAUGAUUAUUAUUGAUGAUAUGAGUAAAAUGGUAAAAUUUGUAUUUGAUUUUUAUACAAAACAAGUGCAACGAAUACGUGAACAAGAUCCAGAAUUAUUUGAAUCAAUUGUUAAUCCAAAUAGAAAACAACAAGUUGAUAAUGAUGAUGAUGACGAUGAUGAAGAGCCUGAACAAGAUGAUAAUCAAAUCGAUGAAGAUUUACCAUUCGAAAAGAUUACUGAAAAAGAUACUGGUUUGAAUGAUGAUGAAAUAAUUGAUGAAUCUAUGGAUGUUGAUGAUGAUGAUGAAAAUGUUGUUGUUGUUGUGAAUAAAGAUCAGCAACAACAACAACAAUCUGUAUCGGAAUCUCAAGAAUCGUCUGAAGAUAAAAAAUCUGAACAUGAAGAAGAAGAAGAAAAUCAACAACCAUUACAACAGGAAGAAGAAAAAGAUUAAUUUUGGUCUGGUUCUUGUCCAUAAAAAAUUUGU